Messenger RNA from Penicillium maclennaniae, 1269 nucleotides. RefSeq names its product CCDC90 family protein. The coding region runs from base 1 to 1269 and encodes 422 amino acids. The record is from RefSeq and is a predicted model, not a curated record. Gene Ontology annotation, cellular component: mitochondrion. Lineage: Eukaryota; Fungi; Ascomycota; Eurotiomycetes; Eurotiales; Aspergillaceae. The transcript has 3 exons.
AUGGCCACUCCCAGGCUACCUUUCUUAUAUCCAAACUGGAUGCGUGCCAUUCGUUCAUGUCAGCCGACCACUAAUCGCUCUUGCCGACCCUUUGCCUCGCGCCAUAGAUUUCAUACCAGCUGCCGCCGCCACCAGCAGUCCUAUCAUCGCCGCUAUGGACCGGCCGUGGAUCCAAAUAUCCCUCCUCCACGGCGACCCGGAGAAGCUCCGUUAAAGCAGGAUGGGGAAUAUACACCUGUCAACCCAGAUGUGACAGACCAGCCCGAACUGGGGGCUUCGGAUUCCCCGCCAGAGCAGGCCGAGCCGCAAGCGCAAGCGAAAGAGUCACAGCCGGAUGAUCAGCAAGACCCUGUUGCUGAUGAUGCUGCUGCCUCAAAAGAGGAGACCGAUGAUGCAGAGGCCUCUGCAUCUUCAAUGUCAUCGGCCAAGGAUGUCGGGGAGGAGAUGUCACAAAUGCCUCCAUACAUGAACCAAAGUGCCUUUGAAGAAGUCUUCCACAUGCCAUCUCCUUCGAAUUAUUUGGCCCCAACGGGGCCCUUUGAGUCGGAAAGCAAAGCGCCCCAUCUGUCUCCUGCCCCUUAUGUGCACCACUUCGAUACAUAUUCGCUGGUUCUCGAUCUUUCAAAGGGCGGUUACACCAACGAGCAGGCAAUCACGAUCAUGAAAGCUGUACGAACUAUUUUGCAGGGUAAUCUCGACUACGCCAAGCGAAGCCUGACUUCCAAGUCGGACGUCGAAAAUGAGUCAUACUUGUUUAAGGCUGCUUGUUCAGAGCUCCAGCAGUCAUUGCAAAGUGCACGUAACUCUGAAGUGCAGAGACAACGUGCUUCACGGACGCAGUUGGAGCAUGAAGCAGACAUUCUGUCUCAACGUCUCAAUCAGGAGCUCGCUGGAAUGAAGGAUGAAAUCAAGGGCAUGUUCAAUGAUCACAAGAUGUCCACGCGAGAACAGCAGAGAACGAUCGACACUUCAGUUCAGGAAUUGAACUACAAGAUCACAGUGUCACUCAACAGUGACGGUAAGAGCGAGAUUGAGAGCCUGCGAUGGAUCUUGACCAGACGUGCUGCUUUGACCCUUGCCACUUGUGCUCUCAUGAUUAUCCUCUUCCUCAAGUACUCUUCUACCCGCAAGGUUCCCGACUCUCCCAAGGUCGAGAUGGUCGAGAAGCCAGUCGACAAAGAAGUGACCAAGGAGAUUCAAGUCACCCACGACAUCGGAACCCAGACAGAGUUGCCACCUGAAGCCCACCUCGGUGAAUCCCUCGGCUGA